Pseudopipra pipra is the source of this 1716-nucleotide messenger RNA. Its product is annotated as helicase SRCAP-like. Gene Ontology annotation, biological process: chromatin remodeling. The annotation marks the transcript as partial. NCBI's taxonomy places the organism in Eukaryota, Metazoa, Chordata, Aves, Passeriformes, Pipridae. Gene Ontology annotation, cellular component: Swr1 complex. The transcript is spliced from 11 exons. The record is from RefSeq and is a predicted model, not a curated record. Gene Ontology annotation, molecular function: ATP binding; ATP-dependent chromatin remodeler activity; histone binding.
UUGCAGGUGGUGCAGUUCAAGCAGCAGUCGCGGCUGGAGGAGAAGCGGAAGAAGGCCCUGGACCUGCAGCUCGACUUCAUCGUGGGGCAGACGGAGAAAUACUCGGACCUGCUGAGCCGCAGCCUCAACGCCCCCCGGGCCCCGCCCCCCGCGCCCGGGACACGCCCACCCGCCGCCUGCGCAGGUGACGCCGCCCAAGGACCCCCCGCCGAGGGGGGGGAGGGGCCCAGACCCCUGGGGGACCUUCUGGGGACCCUCCCCCCGCAGGCCCUGCUGAGGAGGGAGCGGGACCCUCCCCCCCCGUGGGGCCCCCGCGAGGACGACGCCGAGUUCGCCGCCGACGACGAGGAGGGGGAGGACGAGGAGGACACGAUCGCCGCCCAGGAGCGACUCGAGGGCGACGUCGACCACCAGCAGGAGCUCGACGACCUCGCCCGCGAGGGUGCGCUGCCCAUGGAGGAGCUGCUCCAACGUUACGCCGGCGCCUUCACCGACUCCGACUGCGACUCCGCCCCCGGCGCCAGCAGCACCCGCUCAGACUCACCUGCGGCCGAGAGCGACGAGGAGGAGGAGGAGGAGGAGGAGGAGGAGGACGAGGACGAGGAGGACGAGGACGACGACGAGGAAGAGGAGGAGGAGGAGGAGCAGGAAGGGGGAGCCGGGGGAGGAGGGGGCGGGGCAGGAGGAGACCCCGCCCCGGGAGACCCCGCCCCGCCCGCCCAGGUGCCGCCGGGGGAGGGCGGGGCCGCCACCGGCCCCGCCCCGGCCACGCCCAGCUCGGGCCCCGCCGGCUCCGCCCCCAAGAAGGAGAUCAGCGACAUCGCGGCCGCCGCCGAGAGCCUCCAGCCCAAGGGGUACACCCUGGCCACCACACAGGUGAAGACGCCCAUCCCUCACCUGCUGAGGGGCACCCUGCGGGAGUACCAGCACAUCGGGCUGGACUGGCUCGUCACCAUGUACGAGAAGAAGCUCAACGGGAUCCUCGCCGACGAGAUGGGGCUGGGCAAGACCAUCCAGACCAUCUCCCUGCUGGCACACCUGGCCUGCGAGAAAGGUAGCUGGGGCCCUCACCUGAUCAUCGUGCCCACGUCGGUGAUGCUGAACUGGGAGAUGGAGCUCAAGCGCUGGUGCCCCAGCUUCAAGAUCCUCACCUACUACGGCGCCCAGAAGGAGCGGCGGCUCAAGCGCCAGGGCUGGACGAAGCCGAACGCGUUCCACGUGUGCAUCACGUCGUACAAGCUGGUGCUGCAGGACCACCAGGCCUUCCGGCGCAAGAACUGGAAGUACCUGAUCCUGGACGAGGCCCAGAACAUCAAGAACUUCAAGUCCCAGCGCUGGCAGUCCCUGCUCAACUUCAACAGCCAGCGGCGGCUGCUGCUGACGGGGACGCCGCUGCAGAACAGCCUGAUGGAGCUGUGGUCGCUGAUGCACUUCCUGAUGCCGCGGGUGUUCCAGUCCCACCGGGAGUUCCGGGAGUGGUUCCACAACCCCCUGACCGGCAUGAUCGAGGGCAGCCAGGAGUACAACGAGAGCCUCGUCAAGAGGCUGCACAAGGUGCUCCGCCCCUUCCUGCUGCGGCGCCUCAAGGUGGACGUGGAGAAGCAGAUGCCCAAGAAAUACGAGCACGUGCUCAGGUGCCGCCUCUCCAAGCGCCAGAGGUUCCUCUACGACGACUUCAUGGGCCAGGCCAGGUGAGGGGGGGACCCCAAAAUGUCC